AUGAAUGAGAAGUUUCAGCUGUACUCCUGCAUGGCUCCAGCGAUUUCACACCGCAAAAUGGUUGCUUCUCAUGCUUGGUAUUUGUGCCUUCAUUCAGGCCUCAUUGGUAACAACGUUCUCCAUUACAGUACUCACACCGGUAUUAUCUCAAGUUGGUACGAUUUCGCCGUGCUGCUCGUAGUGUUUGGGCACAAAGGUCGCUGGAUUGGAUGGGGUGGUGUGAUAAUGGCGUUGGGCUCGUUAGUUUGUGCGCUACCUCACUGGCUCAUCAGUCCCUACCAGCCGGAACACUCCACGAAUAAUGCAUCUGAUUUUGGCCAGUGCACUUUGAGGUAUUUUAUAGCUUGA
Haemonchus placei is the source of this 348-nucleotide messenger RNA. Lineage: Eukaryota; Metazoa; Nematoda; Chromadorea; Rhabditida; Trichostrongylidae. The record is from the annotation of a GenBank genome assembly.